Molecule: messenger RNA, 3545 nt
Organism: Vombatus ursinus (common wombat)
Lineage: Eukaryota; Metazoa; Chordata; Mammalia; Diprotodontia; Vombatidae
Gene: INO80B
Product: INO80 complex subunit B
Exons: 5
Coding region: 1270-2355 (361 amino acids)
Biological process (GO): chromatin remodeling
Cellular component (GO): Ino80 complex
Source: RefSeq, a predicted model, not a curated record
ACUCUGCAUUGUAGGUGCUAAUGUGGAUGUGCGUAAAGGUGAACGCAGGAAUGAGGGGAGCGUUCCUCUGAUUGUGGAUACAUGUGUGCACGUAUAGGGGCAGGAUGGUUAUUUAUACAUGUGUCGCGUGUGAAGUAAACAAGAAUUUAUUAAGCGCCUACUAUGUGCUAAGCAUCAGAGAUACGAGGAAAAGCAAAAACAAUCCCUGCUCUCAAAGCGCUCGCGCGAGUGUGUAUUCACAUAAAGACUUGGGAAUGGGUAUGGGGAAGAAUACUAGAAUCAAAUCAGAACUGGAAAGGGCAUUAGAGCUCUAUCUUCUAAUUCUACCAAGGAGAAAACUGAGGCCCAGAAACAGGAAGUGAAAAAUCAAAUAACCAGCUCCACAAGCUUUUAUUAAGCACCUGUUUAUGUUCCAGGCACAGUGUUAGGUGCUGGGGAAACAAAUGCAGAAAUGAAAGUCUCAACUUUCGGGAGCUCAAAACGUGAAAUUUCGGAAACAGUACUGGUUUGAGAGGCUGUAGGUGGAGAAUUCUUGUUUCUGUCUUUGGGUCUAGGUCUCUAGCAAAAAACAAAAGAAAAAAAAACACACCUAUGCAUGGGGUAGGCACCUAAUAGUGUCUACAAAUCUUAGUGCCAUUUUAAGCUGUAAUAGCUUAAUUUAGUGGCUAAUAGUUGUAAAACUCUAGCGUGGAUUUAAAGCGGCACUAAGAUAACACCCUGUAUUCGUUGAUUUGGAAUCCAUCUACCCACACCUUCCCUAGCUGUGUGAUCCAGUGUACGAUUCAAGACGUUCUGCCUCAGUUUUCUCGUCUGUAAAAUGGGAAUAACGACACUUGCACUUCCUACUUCACAGGCUUGGCUUUAAAAAAAAACUUUAAAGAAUUAUAUAUAUAUUUUUUCAACCAGCAAAAAUCUGCCUUCGGAAUAAGAGUUCCUCUCCAACGCAUUGAGCACAAAACCUCUCACCCAAGGUUGCAGUAAAGAGAUAGGUGUUUCAGGUCUACGAGGCCGUGGAGUGGGAGGGGGAUUCGUGCGUGUGCGUGUGCGGCAGGUGCCCCGCCCCCGGGCCGCGGAGAGGAACCCGACGGGCUCUGUUUCUGCAGGGGAGGCAUUUGGGCGUCGGGUCAACUCCGCACAAAGAUGGCUGACGGCCCUGGGCACGAGCGGAAGGGGAGUGAUUCCAUUUCCGGGAGCAAGCUUCCGCGGGGCGGAAGGGGGUCGUUCGCGUGUGUCUCCGUCUUUUCCAGUCCUUAUUAGCUACGGCUGCCCAUGAGCAAGCUGUGGAGACGCGGAGGCGCCUCCGGGGCCGCCGAGGGGUCGGAACCCGGGGAAGAGCUGGAACUGAGUGGCCACGGCCACGGUGGCCACAAGAAGAAGCAUAAGAAGCACAAGAAGAAACACAAGAAGAAGCAGCAUCAGGAGGAAGGACCGGGCCCCCCCCUCCCCAGCACUGCCUCUGGCCCUGCCCAAGCUCCAGCCCAGCUUAAGCUCAGGAUCAAGCUGGGAGGACAGGUCUUGGGUACCAAAAGCGUCCCCACCUUCACUGUGAUCCCUGAGGAGCCCCGGUCCCCUUCUCCCCUCAUGGUUGUGGACAAUGAAGAAGAGCCGAUGGAAGGAGUCCCCAUUGAGCAGUACCGAGCCUGGCUGGAUGAAGACAGUAACCUGUCCCCUUCCCCUCUUGGGGAAUUGGCUGGAGGCUUGGGAGGCCGAGAAGAUGAAGAAGAGCAGCGCUGGUUAGACGCCCUGGAGAAGGGGGAGCUGGACGACAACGGGGACCUGAAGAAAGAAAUCAACGAGCGACUGCUCACAGCCCGACAGAGAGCCCUGCUGCAGAAGGCCCGCAGCCAACCCUCGCCCAUGCUCGCCCUGCCGGCGGCCGCGGGCGCGCCGGCGCUCACCGAGGAGAUGCUGAUGAAGCGGGAAGAGCGGGCCCGGAAGAGGCGCCUGCAGGCCGCCCGCCGGGCCGAGGAGCACAAGAACCAGACCAUCGAGAGGCUCACCAAGACGGCAGCCCCCAGCAGCCGUGGCGGCCGAGGAGGCGCGCGUGGGGAGCGCCGCGGGGGCCGGCCGCCUGCCGCCACGCCCAUGGUCCGCUACAGCAGUGGGGCCCGCGGCGCCACCCUGUCCUUCCCCGUGGGCGUACCCACGCCGGCCCCCGCCUCGCCGCCCCCUUCGCCGCCGGGCCCUCGCCCCCGCUGCUCCGUUCCGGGCUGUCCCCACCCGCGGCGCUACGCCUGCUCGCGCACGGGCCAGCCGCUCUGCAGCCUGCAGUGCUACCGCAUCAACCUGCAGCUGCUGCUCGGGCUGCCCGAGGGCGCCGGGGCUGCCCCGUCAGGCCCCCUAGUGGCCACGUGAGGACUCCCGCCCUUCCCGCUCCCUUCCCCCUGCGACCCGGCUUCUCCGUCCUCCCCCGACAUCCGCCUCGGGCUCCCCUUUUCCCCACCUCCUGCCCAUGUUGAAGAGGGAAGCUCAGCCAAUCCUUCGAUACUGCUCUCCGAAAAAGCGGCCUUCUCUUGAGGCUCAGAACGUUAGUUGGUGGACUUGGUUCCCACGAGGCGGGACUAAUGCCUCCCAUUGGUUGUUGGUGCUGCCGAUCAUAGUCUUUGGGCUAUUGCUUCUUCACCCUUUGUUUCUGGGCUCCUGUUGUCUGGGUGAAUGGUGGAGACGCAGCAGCGCAUUGGUCUCCGGAAGUGCUUUAGAAAGCUGUUCCCAUUGGUCGAGCCUCAAGAAGCAGCCCUUGAUUGGUGGCGAUCUGACGCAACUCCGUUGCUGAUUGGCUGAGAGGCUCCGAGGCUCGGCAGCUGUGAGUCCGGGUAGCGAUGGCGGCGGUAGCAGCUAUGGUCUGGACCGGGACUAUGGUGGUUGCGGCCCGGAAAGCAGUGGCAGGCUGGCCGGCGGAGGAGGUGGCAGUUCCCUACCCGGGCCUGUAGGCAGCAGCAUGGAGCGGGCCGGUCCGGGGAACGGCAGCCACGAAACUUGGGGGGCUCUCCGGGUGCGACAGGUAUCGUGAAACUAAUGUCUGCUGUCGCGACAGGCCAGUAACUUGUCGCGACAGGCGAUCCCGUCAUCUUCCACCUGACUCCUUGCUGGAACUGAGGUUACCCGGAAGUACCUUUUUCUUUGCUCAUUGGGAAACACGUUUGGUGUCGCGAUAGGUGUGGCCCAUCUAGCUUCUGUGUAUGUCUUUGUAACCCAAUUGGUGUCAGGGCACAGGGGAGGGUGAUGGGCAUUUCUUGGGGAGGUGGGAGGCAGACAUCUAGCCUGGGGGACUCAGCCCAGUCAUCUUCGGGGGCUCGUGCGGCCUGCUCAGGCUCGCGGCAGGAGGUGGAGGGAACUCAAUGUUGCGCGGGGGCGGGGAUGUGUGUCUCUCUGGAGUUAGGAAGUGGCCUUUCGACCUCCCCUGGUAGGAGUGAGCUCCCCGUCCCUGGCUGUGAUACUACCGACGCUGGAGCUCCUCCCUCUUGUUGACACGAAGCUCACUUAUUGAGGCUUUCACUGCUGGACAGCUCUAAUAAUUAAAAGUUCUGUACUUACGUCCAAGGAAA